AUGGUCAUUUACACAUUCUACAAUGGGUUAAACUCAGGCACCAAACAACUUCUUGAUGCCACCACAGGAGGAACAUUAGGAAACAAGUAUCCCAAAGAGGCCCAACAAUUGAUUGAAGAAAUGGCUAAAGACUCCACUGGGAAGACUACUGAGAUUCCUCAAGAGAAGCUGAAAGAUAAGGUGCAAGACAAGGAGAAGGGGCCAGCUAUGUCACCCCUUUCACAUACUGCAAGAAUUCCUUAUACAGCAAGGUUGAAGAAAGACCAAAGUGAUGAGCAAAACAGGAAAUUCUUGGAUCUAUUCAAGCAGUUACACAUCAACAUUCCGUUUGUAGAGCCAUUGUCCCAAAUGCUUCGUUAUAUAAAGUUCUUAAAGGACCUCUUGACCAACAAGAGGAAGAUGGAAGAUAGUGUGGUCGUGGUCUUGGAAGGCAAUUGUUCAGCAAUGCUUCAGAAAAAUUUGCCAAACAAAAUGAAAGAUCCCGGAAGCUUCAUCAUACUAUGUGUAAUCAGAGCUUUCGGGGAAGAAAAAGCCUUGGCCAAUUCUAGGGCUAGUAUUAAUUUCAUGCCAUACACGUUGUUCCAGAAAUUGGGGUUGGGAGAGCCAAGACCAACCAACAUGACAUUACAGCUAGGCGAUCCCUCUGUUCGUCAUCCUAGAGAUGUUGAUAAAAACUCGGAGGUUCCAUUAAUUCUAGGAAGACCUUUCUUACGAACCUCCAAGGCGCUCAUUGACAUGAAUGAAGAUGUCAAUGAUGAGAUUGCUAAUGAGUACUUGCAUGAAUUUUUUGCAUCUGAAUCCAUAUAA
Dioscorea cayenensis subsp. rotundata (Guinea yam) is the source of this 807-nucleotide messenger RNA. RefSeq lists its product as uncharacterized. Lineage: Eukaryota; Viridiplantae; Streptophyta; Magnoliopsida; Dioscoreales; Dioscoreaceae. The coding region runs from base 1 to 807 and encodes 268 amino acids. The record is from RefSeq and is a predicted model, not a curated record. The transcript is spliced from 4 exons.